Messenger RNA from Blepharisma stoltei, 498 nucleotides. Lineage: Eukaryota; Ciliophora; Heterotrichea; Heterotrichida; Blepharismidae. The record is from the annotation of a GenBank genome assembly.
AUGAACAGCCAAAGUCUUAAAAAUGCCACUUUAGCGCCAGGAUGGAGACCAGAUGAGGUUGAAGUUUUAAAGGUAGCUUUAAUGAAAUUUGGAAUUGGUAGAUGAAGAAAAAUAAUGCAAAGCGGCUGCUUGCCUGGUAAAACUCCAAGCCAACUUUCGAGCCAAACCCAAAGGCUUCUUGGUCAACAAAGUUUGGCGGAAUAUUUACAUCUUCACCUUGAUAUAGACAAAGUUGCAAAACAUAACCAAAAUAAAACCGGUGUCAAAAGAAAAAGCAAUUGCAUCGUUAAUACCGGGAAAAAUCCCGACCCAGAAGAACUGGAAAGGCUUAGAGAAUUUAACCGCGAACAGUUUGGGUUACAGCCAACUGAUAUAAGACAACUGCAAAUUCCUAAAAUUUCGCUGCUCUCUCAGAUAUUGUCAUUUCAAGGAGAUCCUUUGACAAAAUUAAAGCAACUUUACGAGCUGAAAGGAAGAAUUAAAAAGCAAAAAAUAUAA